UUCCGAUCGAACAAACACUCAGUAUACGACCGACUCUCGUCGACACGACAUAUUACGACAUAUUUUCGCAAAGUAACAAUUUUUUUCGACCCCUUCCGCGCGCCACUGCUUAGUUCUCGUGAUAUUGAUUAAUUUAUUCAGCGGCCAUCCUUUCCCGAACUAACCACAUCGGGCACACAUGUCCGCCGAAACCGUAGACUUUUCACGUAUCCAAGAUGAAGAUCUGCUGCGCAAAAUGUGGCAAGACACCGACGAUUUCGCCCUUAAAAAGGAGAUACGCACGCGUAUGUACAAACUGAGGGAGGCCCGCCUGAAAGACUUCUACAGCUCCGACGAAAUACGACCAAACGUCAAAAUCGAGAUGACCACUCACGCGGACAAUCUCGCUGACGACAGCUUCCUGAGCCUCAAGAGUAAAGAGAUUCGGGAUUCUGAAUCCCCGACCCACCCCCGAGAGACGGGGUGGAAUAUUACGUCCUCCAAAGAAAGCAGUUCCGACGGUAAAACCCAGUCCUCGACGCUCAGAGCUGAGACUUCCGGCACUCAGUGUUUGGAAGGCGGUAAAAUCGACUACGAUGCCCAACAUCAGCAGAAAACUUCUGUGUACCGCGACGGUGACGGCGACAACUACGUCCUGUCCAUGGGGGAUUCAUCCGACACGGUCGUCCGUCAGGAGGCUUCCGGCGGAGACGCGACUUCUUCCUUCAAAACGUCCUCCACCAAAACCACCUCUUCAUCGAGAUACGUGUCGGAGACUAAGAGCGGCGACCCCCAGACACCGUCCCCUCAAACCGGUACUCAAAUUUACACCUCCGACGCGCCUAGUGACGUCAAGAGCCACCCCAGCUACGUCGAGGGUAAAACAAAGGUCACGCAGGAAACGAAAACGCUGGGCGACGGCACCGUGGUGACCACCACGAGAUACGAGACGAAGAUCGGAAACUCGACCCAGACUGCGGUCACCAAGAAGUACACCAACGUGGCUGCAUCUACCACCAGCGGCCACGUCCAUUCCAGCAACACCUCAUCUAAGAUUACUUCCGACAAUAUCGUUAAAGGUCUCAAGGAACCUCAAUUCGAUACGUCUAAUACCAGGCAUGAGUUUUCGUCGACCAUCGCGAAGGAUUCCAGCUCUAGAGUUCACUCUAGCAGCGACUUUGCGCAGGGAAGAGCGAUAGAAUACGAGAUCCAGCCUCUUAACACUACUGUAGAGGAUGUUCUUUCCUCUAACACGAAGCAGGUAUCUUCAAGCAGCACCCAAUUCAAAUCUAGUAGUUCGACCGUGCAGGAGUCAAGCUCAAGUCAAGCUCAAGUCAACAAUCGGCACAAGGACUCUAGAGCUAACGCGACAGAAUACAUAAUAGAACCGGGAAGUACCAUCGAUGUAAGCAUCAAGGCGGCAGAUGAAGAUAAAUCUUUCACGCGUACUACCCAGCAACGUUCCACCAACCUCGUGCAACAGAGCACCCAUGGAAAAGAUCUAAGUGAUUACAGCAAGGUGGACAUCAACAGAAAUCACCAGGUACCGAUGGAGACUACCUUCAGAACCACUACUAUCGAAGAAUACGAACCCAAAAGAGUAUCGAACAGUUGUUACAACACAACAUUAGUAGCAGAUGUAAACCAAAAGGACAAGAGACAAGUCUCCACUGAGGAGUUCGUCAGCACUGAACGACAACACGAGUUAGAUACAAGGAAAUCGUCGUACGCACCAUCCGAAGCGUCCGUUGAUACCUACGUUGUAUCCAAAGCACCACGAGAGGUCUACGUCCAACCAGAGAAGCGAGAACCUAUAAAACCACCACAAUCCGAUCUUGACUACAGAACCCAAAAGACCGAGGGUCAGUACGACACCACUUACAGGUCGGAGUUUACCAAUAAAAUCUCCGUCGAAGUUAGUCCCACCCACGACGCUUUCGCCAGAUCCCUGAGGUCGAUCACGCCGGAAAGAAUUCCCAAAGGGAAUCGCGGAUCACCGGAACGACCUAGGAAGUCCACCAGUUCAGAAACUGUAACCUAUACCCAAACCAGACGAUCUCCCGAGAGAAAGACGCACGUAAAAACUCAAAUGGUGAACGGUACCACCCGGCGUGAGUCUUAUACCGUUGAUAAGACCAAAACCGACACAGUCACCAAACGCAAGGGAGUGCCUAGAUGCCUGUCACCUACGGGUACUACCUCGACAGAUUUUGAAUAUAUCAGAAGCGUAAACGAACUUACCACUGAUCUGGAUGAGGACGUUAGUGUCACCAAAAGCAGACCUACAAGCUUGGAGAUAACGAGGAGAGCGGAUAAGUCUCCAACCAAGGAGACGUCCCCUUUGAGGGAAAAACCCAAACAUCUUCGAACCGAUACAUACGAAGAACGCGUGAAACAGAUCUUGGGGAUCACUGGGGAGACUAAGGAGAGACGCCGAAGCAGUUUGGAGAGAAACUCCAUUCAAAGGAGCUCGUUUAAAGAGACGAACGUUAGAUCUAGCAGUAGCGGAAGUUUUCCGUCUACCAAUAGUAGGAAAUCCCCUACAAAAUCGCCUUCUCGAGAAUUUUCUUCCCCGGAUAAACAACCCCCGAAGAGUUUUCCACAGGGAAAGUCGCCCGUUAAGCAAAGUCCCUCCCAAGUUACGAAAUCUCCAGAGAGAGGCAGCCCUACUAAGCGAGGACCAGCUAUCUCCGAAUUCCCAUCACAAAUUAGGAAAUCUCCAGAAAAAGAGCCUUUGGAGCCGUACCCCGAGAAAAAAUCUCCCACUAAAAAAGGACAGGGUAUUUCGGAAUUUCCUUAUCAGGCCAGGAAAUCACCCGAAAAAUAUCCUUUGUCUUCUUAUCCAGAAAAACAGAGUCACACUAAACAAGCACCCUCCUCCGAGUUUCCUUCGCAAGUUAAGAAAUCACCAGAAAAACUACCUUUAGAAAAUUACCCUGAGAAAAAAAGUCCCACUAAGCAUGGGCCUACUAUAUCCGAAUUCCCUUCUCAAGUUAGGAAGUCUCCAGAGAGGGAACCAAUGCAACAGUACCCAGAGAGGAAAUCUCCCACUAAACAAGGUGUGCCGGGUGUCCCAGAAUUCCCUUAUCAGAUUAGGAAAUCUCCCGAAAAACAACCUGCGGAGUCUUAUCCAGAGAAAAAAAGUCCCACUAAGCAAGGGCCUACUAUAUCCGAAUUCCCUUCUCAAGUUAGAAAGUCUCCAGAGAGGGAACCAAUGCAACAGUACCCAGAGAGGAAAUCUCCCACUAAACAAGGUGUGCCGGGUGUCCCAGAAUUCCCUUAUCAGAUUAGGAAAUCUCCCGAAAAACAACCGGCAGAGUCUUACCCAGAGAAAAAAAGUCCCACUAAGCAAGGGCCUACUAUAUCCGAAUUCCCUUCUCAAGUUAGAAAGUCUCCAGAGAGGGAACCAAUGCAAGUGUACCCAGAGAGGAAAUCUCCCACUAAACAAGGUGUGCCGGGUGUCCCAGAAUUCCCUUAUCAGAUUAGGAAAUCUCCCGAAAAACAACCUGCGGAGUCUUACCCAGAGAAAAAAAGUCCCACUAAGCAAGGGCCUACUAUAUCCGAAUUCCCUUCUCAAGUUCGAAAGUCUCCAGAGAGGGAACCAAUACAACAGUACCCAGAGAGGAAAUCUCCCACUAAACAAGGUGUGUCGGGUGUCCCAGAAUUCCCUUAUCAGGUUAGGAAAUCUCCCGAAAAACAACCUGCGGAGUCUUAUCCAGAGAAAAAAAGCCCAACUAAGCAAGGGCCUAGCGUAUCUGAAUUUCCGUCGCAAGUUAGAAAAUCUCUGGAGAGGGAACCAUCGCAACCGUACCCAGAGAAAAAGUCUCCCACCAAAGAAGGAGCUGGUGUUCCAAAAUUCCCCCAUCAGGUGAGAAAAUCUCCCGAAAAGCAACCCGUGAAAAAAAGUUCUAGUAAGCAAGAGCCUACUAAGGAAUCAUUGCAAUCGUACUCCAUUGCGGAGGUUCCUGGACAAGUGAGGUUAUCUAAACCGCUGCAACCUCGCUCUGACAAAAUGUUGCCCAAGAAAGAAUCGCCAGAAAUAUCAGAAUUUCCAUCCCAGAUCAGAAGAUCGCCAGAAAGGGAACCUCUCGCGCCUUAUCCUGAGAAAAAGGUCCCGAUCAAGGAUACACCCACUCUAUGCGAAUUUCCAUCUCAGAUUAGAAAAUCCCCUGAAAAAGAGCAUCAACUCAAGGGUUUACCGACCAAGCAGGAACCGGCAGUGCCCGUAAAGUCCGGGAAACCCAGAACUGUGUCGGAAAGUUCCUCUAGCUCUGAAGAGGAAGAGCAAAUAGCAGAUGUCGAAGCAACGCUGACCCAAACUACUGCCGAGGUGCUGGAAUCCAGAAUUCCGGUUGAAGAACCCACCGUGGAGAAAAAACUGUUUAGUCAGCUGUGCAGGGAAAAUGAAGUAUCUAGAUUCGACAAGAAGAAAUCAACUAGGGAUCUGAUAGACGCGGAAAUAUUGCAGAGCGAAGUGGAACAGCAGGUUAUCGCGACAGGCGUCGAUCAAAAGUCUAAGAAAGGAACGACCAUCCACAAGAAACCGGUUCAAACUACCACCAGAAAGCUAGGCGAGAGCCCUAAGCAGUCGGAGAUACCAAAGAGGGCUCGCCCUAAGUCUGAAGUCGAGAAGCUCAGCCAAACCCAGUUGACGGAAAUUACGAAAGUGAAGAAAGGUGCACCCAAAGAGAAAACUCCGUCUAGAACGACGCCUUCGCGAAAAACUGUGGAAAACACCACCACCACGACCACAAGAUUGGUGAAAACGGAAUCACCUAGAAUUUCGCCACAUAAAAAGCCGGAAGCGUCCAAAAUCACCAAGACAAAAUUCACGGGCGAGACGGAGUACCAUGACAAAUUUUCAAAGGUCAUUAAAACGUCAAGACCGCAGCCCAAAACCACUUUGCACGACAUCGAGAGGUUGGAACAUCUCAAGGAGGAUAAAUCCGUCCACGUUAGAUCGAACCGAGUCGACGAUAGGGUCAACAAAAAGAAAACUUCCGUCACUACAACCAAAACGGUUAUGGUGAACGGGAAUACCACCAGAAGCAAACCCGCAGAAGUCACGUCAGUAAAAAAGACGCCCAGCAAGUCGAAACUGCCUUCCUCCACCACCACAGUUCAAUCGAAGUAUUCCGCGUCAGUGCGCAAGACAGUGGUGCAGCCGAAACCUACCAAAAAGCACGUGGUGACUGCUACGAUCAUGAUGAGUCCUAAACCCUCGAAAAAGCCGAGCGAUGCGAAACCCGCCAAAGUGCAGAAUGGCUACGCGUCCACGGAUACGGAAGACGAAUCGACUGUGGAAAGCGUAGAAGCUUCGUUCGUGGACCUCAGUAAGAUAGGAAACGUCGAGGUCACCACCAAAACAGUUCUGAUUACGAACGAGGACUACCCGCGCGAACGGGAGUUCGUGGUCGACCUCCAAAGGUCCAAAUCGUCUAGGGAACCGACACCAGACAGGUUGUGUCCGCGUCCAAUGACUUCGGACGAAGAAGAAGAUUCGCUGCCGAGAUACCCCGACCAAAUCAGUGAACCGGAAGAGGGUAGUUUGAGGAGGAGACUUAAGAAAGUGUCGGACGUUCCUAUCCUCGAAGCUGACGAUACCACUGAGUUAAAUAGGAUCACCGAAGUGGACAAAGUCGAGGAAACCGACGAAAGCUUGCUGAGCGUCGACAAGAAAAUCCAUAAAUUUUUGGACACCGCCGAGAAGCUGACCAAGGAACCCGUGAAGGCUAAACCGGUCAAAGCGGAGAGACCUAAUUUGGAGUACACCGAAGAUCUGGAGUCGGACGAAUGCCUGUUGAGCGUUUCGGCCAAAGUAAACAAGUUUAUCACGACAGCUGAGCAGCUGAUAACUCCCCAGCAAACGGCGGACAGACCGAAGACUCCGGUAUGUAAAAAUUACAAACCAGCAGAAGAGAGGGUGACGGAAAUACCGCCUCCAGAUAUCGACGAUGCUCUCAAAGGAGACGAAUGCUUGCUGAGCGUAUCGGAUAAAGUAAACAAGUUCAUUUCCACCGCCGAGAAGUUAUCCACGCCCAAAGCCGUCAGCUUGGCAAAGAUCGAUGUGAAACCCAAAGAACAACCGCGGAAAUCGCCGCCAAAAGAAACCGAGUGCGUGCAAAUCGAAACGGAGGAUCAGAUGUUCACCAGGAAGUCUCCAGAGAGAAGCAGAUCGCCCUCGCCAAAGUCAAAUUACAAAACGCCGGACAGGCGUCCUUCAAAUCAGUACUCUUCCAUUUUGAAGACCGACUCCGUCGACACCAGGUACUCAGCUAGGGAAGAAAUUUCCCCCGAAUUGCAAGAGACGCCCAAAUCUAUCAGGACGGAGGAUGCGAAAACCGUAUUGAGCACCUCCGGGAGGCUCAGAAGCACGGAAAGCGUGCGCAGAGCAAAAGAACUCUUCGAGAACAUCACCAAGGAGCCUCAGAGGACGGAGGUUCUGAGCAGACCUUCGGUGUUCGACGCGCGGGUGAAGACCAGGUUGGAUUUCAGUGAAAAACGCGACGUGACUGCGCAGAAAACAACAGCGGAUAGUUUGAAAUCGACCAAGCUCGUCAUGGAGAAGAUGCCCGGAGGUUCGCCGGGAAGGUCUCCCGAAAGACCAAAAUCACCAGGAAUCACCAGGUUCAGAGCAAGCUCGCCGGAGAAGAUACCGGCGAUAGUGACCAGCAAGCCGCGGUCACGGGAACCUUCUCCUCUUGGUGACUUACCCCACUACAUGAAGCCAUUGGACAGGAGUUUGAGGCCCAACAGCCCCCAUAGGGACAGCGUGGCGCAAACCGCAGACGAGACUGACGUGAGGCAGACCAAGUUCGGAGUAACUCUGAAGAGAACCGAUUCGGGAAGAAUCGUCAAAACUGCGGAGACCGCGACCGUCGAACGAAGGAGAAGCAGUUUGGCGUUCGAUAAGCGCGUCACCGAGGAAGAAAUUGAAGAAAUCUUCGAGCUGGAGGUUCUGGAAGAGCUGCUGGAGAAGGUCGUCGGGUACGACCUACGUAGGAAGAUCCGCGCUCAGAUCAGAUUGGUGAAGAAACUGAUCUCGGAGGGCAGGUUGGAGUCUUACGUUGCCCAAAGAAGGAUCGAUCAAACCGAAGCGAUCACCGGACGCCGAGGUUCUAGUCCUGCCAAGACCUUCAAACCGUCGAGUCCCGAAAGGAAGGCGGUCACCGAGCACCAAAUAGAAGAGGAGACCGAAUACAGAUCUUCUUACGCUUACAGCGAGCGAAAGUCGUCCACGGCAUACUCUAGAACCGUUAAGAAAGAGUCCAGCCCGAGUCCCACUCGAAACAGGAGCAGUCCCUCGAAGGAAAGGGCCAGUCCCGCUAGAGGAGCUGCCAAAAGUACCACCACCAAAACGGCAGAAAGCAAAACGUUUACCAGCUUGAAGAAGACGACACCCGCGGUGAAGAAGACGAUGGAGGACCAACAACCGGAAUGGGUGAAGCAAAGGAACUUGAGGAAGACCGUGGAGAGCGUACCCAUAGGUACGAGGAAGGUGUCAGGUACUACGAAAAAGUCGUCGCUACGUUCGAGUCCGGCCAAGGAGGUGAAACCUACAGAUAUUAUCACGUCGAGUUACGGCGUCGGACCCACCGACGAGAAUGGUACUCCACUGUUCGGUUUGAAGGCGCUACGAGCUCAGAACAAGGCGGGAACGAAAGUGCAAGGUACGGUGAUCGAGAGCCGGUACUACUCGGAGAACGGGCACGAGCCUGUGGGACACGUGACCGUCACCAAGUAUUCAACCGAUCCGCGCGAUCUGGGACAAAAUGGCGUCGUGAGCAUGACAACGACCCAAAAGUUCGGCUACAAGGACGCACCGACCUUGAAGAUGUUGGAGGACAACGACAAGGAAACUUGGGACUCGAAGACGAUCGAAAGCACCACCGUCGAGAGGAGAGGCUCGGUGAAAGCUCUGUCGCAGAAAUUUAUCGAGAACGCAGUGGAAACUUUGAAGAGCGAACGGCAAACCGGGACCUAUCCGAAGGCGGGAUUGAUCUUGCGCAGUUCGAGCUUCAAGAGCAGCGAGGAGGGGGAGAGCAGGGAAGGCUCGCCGGUGGACGCCGCGAAGGGCGGCGACACCUUUUUGUCGAACAGGAACAGAAUCAGUGGCGUGCAGGACGUCAUCACGCGGAUGAAAACGGAAGAGUACCGCGAGGGUGAAUCGGCAGAGGACUCUGCAGCGUUGGGGUUGCUGAAUAAGUUUAUAGGGUCCCAGGUGAUCCUGACGGGCAUGGAGGCGCACCUGGCGACGCGAGCCAAGACAUCGACGACCACGUCCCCGUCGGGUAGCGUUAAGAAAUCCACAACGGUGACGUCUACGCUCACGGAGGGCGGAAAACCGACCACCACCACCCGGAUAUUCCGUCACCCGAUCACCGAGCAAGAAUUAGAGACCGUGUGGGAGGAGCAGACCCUACGACUAUUGCUGGAACAGAGCACGGACUACGAGGAACGUCGCUACGUCAGAGCACGCCUGCGCCGAGUAAUGGCGGAACAAGAAGCCUGCACCGCGCUCGUCGACGAGGCCGCCGCCUCCGUGGAGAAGCCCGCGACGCCCACCCCCGCCGCCGCCGCCGGACACAUCGACGGACGGCAGGAGAACGCGUCGACCGCCCAACAGCCGCGGCCCAAACAGAAGCCGAUGUCGCCGUUCGCCAAGUUCCGUCAACUGGACAAACAGAACAGCCUGGGCAAGGCGACUCCCCCGAGUACCCCCGGCACCCCGGGUAUCGGCGGAGGCGGGCCCCUAUUUAAAUUCACCGAUCCGGCCCUGUCCCAGUCCGCUAGCACGAUUAAAGAGCGCCUCUUGCACUGGUGUCGGAUGAAGACGAAGGAGUACGAGAACGUUCAACUAGACAACUUCUCCAGCAGCUGGGCGGACGGGCUGGCCUUCUGCGCGCUGAUACACCAUUUCCUGCCCGAAGCUUUCGAUUACCACGCCCUCACGCCCAAAGAUCGUAGGCAUAAUUUCGAGCUCGCCUUCAGAAUUGCCGACGAAAAGGCCGACAUUGCACCCCUUUUGGACGUGGAGGACAUGCUCGAGACCCGAAAACCGGACUGGAAAUGCGUGUUCACUUACGUCCAGUCCAUCUACAGACGUUUCAAGGACGAAGACUGACGCGCCCUCGAAGGCCAAGCCCGUAGUAACGAUGCGAAAGUUUUGCCGCGUUCCGCCGCCACUGUACGAUGAUUGCGCGGGGCGCGGCGAAGCGGUUUUCGCGAAAAAUUAGUUUCUCCGUUGUGUUGUGUUUUCAACUUUCGACUAUACUGUGAUUUUAUUUAUUUAAUUUUCUCACAUACCAACGAAGCAUUUUAUCGGGAUCUCCGCGCGUUUUCACAAUUUUGUACGUUUUUCUACUCGCCCGGCUGCGUUUUCUUUUUACCGUCGUUUUUAAUUAACAAAGUUUUUAUUCCACGUGUUAACACUCUCGUUUGCGGAACAGACGCAUACGUUCCUAUAUGCUUAUUUAUUUUUGUGGUUUACCUGGGAUGUUGCUGAACGCGCUUGUCUAACAAACCUGGCCCGUAACGACAAGUCAAUCAAUAAUCGCGGCCACUUUACGUGCCUUUUGUAAUUUACCAGUACGGUUAUUUUCUAUAAAUUAUAUAUUUAUAUGGAAAAUCUAACAUAUAAUAUAUUACGUUUAACUUG
Messenger RNA from Cylas formicarius (sweet potato weevil), 9637 nucleotides. RefSeq names its product serine/arginine repetitive matrix protein 2. Lineage: Eukaryota; Metazoa; Arthropoda; Insecta; Coleoptera; Brentidae. The record is from RefSeq and is a predicted model, not a curated record. The transcript has 18 exons. Gene Ontology annotation, cellular component: microtubule organizing center; plasma membrane; filamentous actin. Gene Ontology annotation, molecular function: protein binding. The coding region runs from base 179 to 9103 and encodes 2974 amino acids. Gene Ontology annotation, biological process: actin cytoskeleton organization; synaptic signaling.